CCGUGGCAUACGAGGAGUUCAAUCUGCCUCUCCUUCCCCCACCCCUACCCCUCUCUCUCUCGGUGGUUUCCUGUUUCAGAUCCUGGUUUCGCUGCGGUUCGAGCCAAUCGCGGUCUGGAGGUGUGGGCAGCGUUGCUAUUCCAUUGACGACGACGAUUUUGUAGCAGGUUUGCUUAGCAUCUCUUCCAGAGCUACAAGUAAGAGGCUACACAAUGCAGGCUAAUGAAGGUACCACUGCCAUGGAGGUUGAAAAGGUUUCCUCUGAACCAAAGCGUGUGUCAUUCCCAUCGAAGCCAAAUUUUGAGCCUUUGAAGGCUCACGAGAUAAGUGAAGGUCGAGUUCAGUUUAGAAAGGUCUCUGUUCCACCACACCGGUAUACACCCCUCAAGAAGGCAUGGAUGGAAAUUUAUACUCCAAUAUACGAGCAGAUGAAGGUUGAUAUCCGUAUGAAUCUCAAGGCUCGGAAGGUUGAACUAAAGACCAGGCAGGACACACCUGAUAUCAGUAACCUCCAAAAGUGUGCAGAUUUUGUUCAUGCUUUCAUGCUCGGGUUCGACGUGAUAGAUGCCAUUGCCCUCCUGCGUAUGGAUGAGCUUUAUGUUGAAUCAUUCGAGAUCAAGGAUGUUAAAACCCUUCGAGGUGAGCACCUGUCCCGUGCCAUCGGUAGGCUGUCUGGUAAGGGAGGGAAAACAAAGUUUGCCAUUGAGAACUCUACGAAGACGCGGAUUGUGAUUGCAGACACCAAGAUUCACAUCUUAGGAUCAUUUGCCAACAUUAAAAUCGCAAGGGAUUCUCUUUGUAGUCUUAUUUUAGGAUCCCCUGCAGGGAAGGUAUAUUCAAAACUUAGAGCUGUUUCUGCCAGAUUGGCAGAGAGGUUUUGAUCUCAGCAUUUGUUAUUAUUUUGGGGCUUCUGAGUUGCAAACUUUGUUGGGUACGAAUUUUCUACCACCCCAACUUGAUUUGAUAUUUUUGCUCUGCUUAAUCGUUUGAACUGUUAAGGUGUCGUGUCGUCCCUAAUGAUUUUGUUUGGGCAUUCAUCACAUGUAAACUGUGCUUGUCAAAGUUAGUAAUAUAUAUAGAGUAUGCCUUUGGUCUCCA
Messenger RNA from Diospyros lotus (date-plum), 1098 nucleotides. RefSeq lists its product as uncharacterized. Gene Ontology annotation, cellular component: nucleolus. Bases 213 to 881 code for a protein of 222 amino acids. The transcript has 2 exons. Lineage: Eukaryota; Viridiplantae; Streptophyta; Magnoliopsida; Ericales; Ebenaceae. Gene Ontology annotation, molecular function: RNA binding. The record is from RefSeq and is a predicted model, not a curated record.